Messenger RNA from Laetiporus sulphureus 93-53, 1386 nucleotides. Its product is annotated as glycosyltransferase family 32 protein. Bases 1 to 1386 code for a protein of 461 amino acids. The record is from RefSeq and is a predicted model, not a curated record. Gene Ontology annotation, biological process: glycosphingolipid biosynthetic process. Gene Ontology annotation, molecular function: hexosyltransferase activity. NCBI's taxonomy places the organism in Eukaryota, Fungi, Basidiomycota, Agaricomycetes, Polyporales, Laetiporaceae. The transcript is spliced from 2 exons.
AUGUCGAGGGGCGAAUACUCUCGACUGCCGCUGUAUGCGCUCUCCGAACCCACUCCGAACCCGCAAUCACUAUCCGAAGAACCUGGCUCGCCGCGCCAACACUUUGUGGACGAUCCAGCACACUCAGCGCAUCGCUGGCGGCGCAUAUGGUUCUCCGUGCGAUAUAAUGCGCUGCGCCCGCGGACGCUUCUACUGCUGCUCAAGAUAGCAGUGCCAUGCGCGAUACUGCUCGCCCUCAGCACUCUGCUCAUCUGGGAGCCGCAUGUAGAACUCGCAUUUUAUUCGCGCGAUUGGAUACAGAGCGAGAUCGAGCCCGUGCUCCCGCUGGGCGGGUGCUUCAAUGCGGAUCGCAUCUCCCCGCGGUACAACAUCUCCAAGGCUAUCUAUGGUCCCAAGCACACUGAGGUGCACACCGGCAUUCCGACACGGCUCGGGAUGGAUUGUUACGACUUUGCGGGAACGAUAAACGAUGAAGCGGUGGAAGCGGCGCGUGCGCCUGCCAGCGGGGAGGGGGAUACGCGCACAGUGUUCCACACGUACUGGCGCACAGAUCUUGCGAUGUUUGGUCAGCGGCAGGAGUGGUUGCUCAAGUCGUACUUUGCAACACAGGAUUUGACCGCGACGCGUCUCGUUCUGUGGUCAAAUGGAGACCUCACGGGCAACUCUAUACUGAAGAAGUGGUUGAGACGCUACCCGGACGCAUUUGAACUUAGAGUCGUGGACUAUAACGAGCUCGCGACGGACACAGAGUUGGAGGGCAGUUCGUUACUUGAUGCGAAGGACUCACGGGCAUGGAUCGACGGAGACCUUGUCCGGUUGCUCGUUCUAUGGGCAUAUGGAGGCGUAUGGGUGGACAUGGACUCGCUGCUCACGCGGGACCUUGCACCAUUGCUCGAGCACGAGUUUGUCACACAAUGGGACUGCUAUGACAAGGCCUACUUUCCCUUCAACGGCGCGCUCAUGCGCUUCCGACAACACUCACCCUACCUAUGCGAGGCUUUCCACAUCAUGGCCACAUCACAACCUCCCCGAACGGGUUCCACCGACUGGGGCGCACUGCUCUACGUCAAGCUCUGGCGGCGACUCGUCGCUGCGUCAAUCCCGCCGUUCAAGAUCCUGCCGUGGUGCUUUACCGAUGGGCGCUCAUGCCGGCUUGACAACCGUCUACCAGAUGCGUUCGUGGCAGACCCAAAGAAUGGGAAGUGGACGAUGGGGCUCGGGCGCGAGGUGGGCGGCGGGCUCGACAAGGCGCUUAGCCGAGUGUUCUCGGUGCACCUGCACAACCAGUGGGAGAAGGCCUUCCCCGCAGGCGGGUGGGUCGAACGACUGCUUCUGAAGCGUUACGAUGAGAAGCUGGCACUGAAACGGGACUCCGGGGAUCUAUAA